Panicum virgatum (switchgrass) is the source of this 1418-nucleotide messenger RNA. Its product is annotated as GDSL esterase/lipase At5g45910-like. The record is from RefSeq and is a predicted model, not a curated record. NCBI's taxonomy places the organism in Eukaryota, Viridiplantae, Streptophyta, Magnoliopsida, Poales, Poaceae. The coding region runs from base 118 to 1257 and encodes 379 amino acids. Gene Ontology annotation, molecular function: hydrolase activity, acting on ester bonds. The transcript is spliced from 4 exons.
AAAAACGAGUAGAGAUCCCAAGCUCUCAAAAUACGAGUAGAGACGCCAUCAAAAGAAAAAAAACGAGUAGAGACCAGAAACCUGCUACUCUGAUCCUCGGGAGCAGCUACUGCUACAAUGAAGCUCAUAAUUGUCUUGUUGCAGAUCUUUCUCUUACUCCCCAUCUUCUCCUUUUCGAUUCAGAGCAACUACAGCUACAUCUUCAGCUUCGGCGAUUCCUUCACUGACACCGGCAACCUCGUCGUCCUCUACGGCGGCCUGGCGACCGCGACGCCCGGUGUAUGGAUAGUGAAGCCGCCGUACGGGAUGACCUUCUUCGGGCGUCCCAAUGGCCGCGCCUCCGACGGGAGAUUGUCCAUCGAUUUCAUCGCUGAAGCGCUGGGUCUCCCUCUCCUCCCGCCGUCGCUGGCGGCGGCGAAGCAGAGCUUCCGGCGAGGCGCCAACUUCGCGGUGGGCGGAGCCACGGCGCUGGAGCGAGCCUUCUUCGUGGACAAGGGCUUCAAGGCUGUUUCUCCGUUCAACAUCUCCCUCAGCAUCCAGCUCGGGUGGUUCGACGCCCUCAAGCCCUCGCUCUGCAGCUCGCCCCAAGCAUGCAAGGACUACUUCGCGGAGGCGCUGUUCGUCGUCGGGGAGCUCGGCUGGAACGACUACGCCGUCAUGCUGCUCGCCGGCAAAAGCGUCGAUGAAGCCGGAUCACACGUGCCUGAAAUCGUUGGGAACAUCUGCGCAGCCACGGAGAAACUGAUCAAGGAAGGCGGCAAGACAGUGGUGGUGUCGGGGAUCCCGCCGCUGGGGUGCGCGCCGGCGAACCUGGUGCUCAUGGCCAACCAGACCGGAGGCGAGUACGAGCCCGGCACGGGGUGCCUCAGGGACCUGAACCUGCUGUCCAAGGAGCACAACGCGCAGCUCCGCCGCGCCCUGGCGCGGCUCGGCGGCCGGUCCCCCGCCGGCGUGCGGGUCGUCUACGCCGACCUGUACUCGCCCAUCAUCGACUUCGCCGCGGCACCGGGUCGCUACGGGUUGGACGGCGAGCAGCUGCGAGCCUGCUGCGGCGGCGUCGGCGGGAGGUACAACGUCGACCUCGCCGCGCUGUGCGGCAUGCCGGGCGUCAGCGCCUGCGCCGACCCGUCCAAGUACGUCAACUGGGACGGCGUGCACCUCACCGAGGCGGCCAACCGCCGCAUCGCCGACGGCUGGCUUAGGGGUCCGUACGCCCACCCGCCCAUCCUCAACACGACGGCGACGGCGACGGAUUAGCAGCUCGUCAGACUUGGAUUAGAUAGAUACAGAGAUACUUGGAUUGAUAGGAAUCAUGUCAUGGAAAAAAUAUGCUUGCAGGCCCAUAACUUGUACAGAAAUGCUGUUGAUGAAUUUGGAGUAAUGGUAAAUAAUAAUAUGCUUAACAGCAUUUGGUACAA